GGCACAAAAUGCUUUUUAUUCAGUAACAAGCUCAUUGAGGAGCUGACAAACCCUCCAGAGCCUCUGCAGUCACUCACUCUCAGUCAGUGUGUGGCUCUGUGCGCACAGUUUAUUUCUGCGGACUGCUACUUCUGACUCUUAAUAUCCACGUAAAGACACAUCUAAAUAAGUGCAUCUGUCUUUGGCACUUUGGACUUUCUGGAUUUGCCUGUUAAACCUGCACUUAUCUGGUCUUCUCCUGGUCAUCGCUGUCAGACUUCCCCGGGCUUUUCCUAAAGGCUCUGGGUUUUCCUGGUGAUGACCUCACUGCUGUUCCCUGGCAACGCCCACGCUGCAAUGAAGGACCUCUCCUCUUCUUCAUCUCCUCUUACCUCCCUGCUCCACUACCCAUCCUCCAAAGCCGCCACUGUGCCCUUCUCCCCGUCCCCGGGCCACGUCGCCUCGCCCGGAUCAUCGCUGACGUCUGUCUCCAAAACACAGCCCUUCUGCCUCCAGACAGGGCCGCAUCUCAUCGCCAGCAUGCAGCUACAGAAGCUCAACUCCCACUACCAGAACCUUGCGGGAGCAUCUGCCGGACAUCAGACAGCCGGUGGAACUCAAAGAGGGUACACCACCUCGCCGCUGGGCACAGGCAGCCAGAUCCUGGGACCCUCUGCGGGUCUUGGAGGAGGUGGGAUGGGUGUCGGCAUCACUGUGGGCAACCAGGGCUCAGGGGCAGGAGGAAUUAUCGACUUUGACCCUGUGGACGAGGAGGUUCUCAUGUCUCUGGUGGUGGAACUGGGUUUGGACCGGGCCAAUGAGCUUCCAGAACUGUGGCUGGGCCAGAACGAGUUCGACUUCAUGUCAGACGUGCCUGCCGGAUGCUGACCUCCAAAACCAAAAUGUCCAGAUGCAAGAAUUGGUUGACAAAGAGAGAGAAGACUUCUCUUCUCUGUUUUGUUUUUCUCUUUUCUCCCUUUCUUGGUUGAUAAAAUGAGGAAACAGAAGAGACACUUGGUGAUCAGGAGAAAGGAGACUUCACCUUUGCUUUUUUGCUCUCUUCGGGAAGAGAGACACAUGAAGGAAAAAAAUAACUUUUGCUUUUGGAGACGUAGAAACAGAUUGAACUUCUUCUAUUUGAUUCAGUCAGCACAUUUUUCUUUUCUUGAAUGGUGUUUUUAAGAAGUCUUUUUGUGUUGCCUCUUGCUUCACCACUUAAAAUGUUUUGCUUUCAUUUAAUGAAGGAAAAAGAGACAUGAGCAGAACAGAAACAUGAGCUCAUUCUUAUCACUGCCGCACAGGUUUAAUGAAAACAAGGUGAUUGACACGAGAGACGUUUGAGCCAGCCUCUUGGAAACAAAACGACACUGACACACCUGUUUUCCUCAGCCCCUCUUUCUUCACAGUUCUGUUCUGUUGAUGCCUAAGAAAAAUGAGCAUGGAAUACGUGACUUUAUGGGAGAUUUGCAAAGGAUGACAAACCUUAAGUUUCCUGUUUUCUUAAUGGACAAUAUUAGACUCUCGGUCUCACGGGAAAGAGACUCCUGUCUCUUGGCCUCACAAAGAAACUGAUUGUCUGGGAACUUAUCUCAAUGUACUUGUCUUUCUUUCUUUUUUUGUUUGAAUUAAGUUCAACUAGUCGUAUUCAUAGGACAUGUUAUUUAAGACAGUGGGUGAUAUCCAUCAGGACUCUUGGACAAGGGGCGCUUCUGUCGUGCAUCUAUAAUCAGUUCUACUUUUCUGAACAUAAUGAAUUAGAUCAAGAGACGUGGAAUCUCAGAGAUGAAUGGAGUAAAUUGUGUCUUGUUCUGGAGUUCGGCCUCAUUAAAAUGAUCCAGGCCAUGUGAGUCAACACUACAUGAUCAUGUUUUGUUUUGUGAGCAAUGGAAAAAACACAGACCUGUGGUAGCAUCCUGGAUCAGCAGAUCUUUGAUGAAGGUCAUACUUCUAACAAGGAUUCAUUGCUUUGUUAACAUUUGUGGACAUGCUUUUCCAUGUUCUCCCACUUUGAUGCUUGUUUCCAAACACAUCUUUCAGCCUCUGGCAAACUCAUUUUCACCGCAUUUCCAUGUUGCUCAUGAGGAAGCUUUGUCUGUUUUGUUAUCUGAAGGUUUGUAGGUACUGUUUGCACACCUUUGACUUAAAGACACUAGUGUAGCUGGCUUUCAACAUGUCCAAAUAAUGGUUCUACCCCACCGAUUUCCCAUGUAAAAUGUCAUUAUGUGUUUCUGCAAGCCGUGGAUACAUAUUAUCUCAGCAUCAUUUAUCAUUGAAGGAUCUGCUUCUUUUUUUGGCAUUUCUUGAAUAGGCAGGAGGUGAUUGGUAUGGAUGGUGGAUUUACACAAGAAAGCAGAAUUCACAUCCUGUAAGUUUCAGUUUCAGCAAUAAAAGCACUUGGGUUGCAGUUAAGAAAAGAUUAUGGUAGUCAUUGAGAAUGGGCAUUGUUUAUCACAUCUUUGCAGACUUUUCCUGUAUUAAGCCAAGCCCUGGCGUCUGUCCCUCAUGCUAAAAGGGUGCUUUCAGUGCCGAAACCUACCACAAAAAGUCUGAUAACGGUGUUGUUUCUUAGACACGUGAUUGUUAUUGUAACAUCAUUCUAAUUCCAUGAGAAUGCCAAAAACACCAUCAGUGGUUAAAUCAUUACAAGCUGUAUGUACAUAUAUCUAGAAACACUGAUAUGAAACAGAUAUUUGAUCCAGAAACAUUGAGAUAAUGCAUAUCUGUGGUUUGCAGAAAUGCAUAAUAGAGCUGAACAAUUGGGAAAAAAACAAAAUCAUAUUGUGACAGAUAUUGUGAUUGUGAUAUGAGUCAUGGUUUUAGUAGGAAAUGUAAUUUUUGCAUUUCAUUUUCCACUGAGAAAAACAUUGAUCAUUCAACCUUUUACUCAAUAGCAUUAUUUUUUUGUAGUGUUUCAUAAUGACAGCAUCAGAAAAUAGAGAUUGACAGUGCUGUGAAUGACGCCUGACCUCCUACCUGUAGGAGAUUUACUGUAAUGUUGUCAUUGUAUAUUUCUGCAUACCAUAGAUGCAUAUAAUUUCAAUGUUUCUGAACCAAAAAUAUGGUCUUUUUAGGGAAUAGAAAAAGGAUAUCAUCCAGCAUCUUUGAAAUUACGUAUGUGCUUGUUGCAAAUGUAUAGUGACAAAUUAAAUAUUGUUUAUGGAGAUGUUUAACCACUGAUGCAAUUUGGUUAGGGUCAGGAAAGGAUACAGGAGCUUGGUUCAAUACAGAAAAAUUCUGCAAAGAUGUGACAGAAAAAUUAUUCAAUGUGUUUAUUAAGACUUACACUCUUUACACCCAAAAUGCACCUAUAUGCGAAAAAAAAUUGCAAGAGUUAAGAUGUAAAUUCCACUCUGGUUUCCAAAUGCGGGUUUUGUAUCAUCUCCUACCUAGUGAGGAAGGUAAAAAUGACAAUGUAUUUUUAUACUAUAUGUAUCAAUGUUUUGCAGAAAAUAAAAAAUGACAACACUUUAUUUAAAACCUGCAAAAGUAUAAAGAGCCAAAGUCCAGCCCUAUGGGACCUGAAUGACUAGCAGUCAAAGGUGAAAGACAAAUCCUUUUUUGAUUCUGUUUGAGGUUUACCGCUCACCACACACACACGCCACACAAAAUGUUGCAGUUUGUGGUAAAGUUAGUGAAGUAGAAUCUCGUUUUGUGUGGAAGCAGCUCAGUGGACUGGAUGUCACACAUGAUUAAUAUCACCUAAAUCACACCAGCCUUUAACUUGAGGUGAAAAAGUAGAGAAA
Sphaeramia orbicularis (orbiculate cardinalfish) is the source of this 3722-nucleotide messenger RNA. It is a transcript of the gene cited1, whose product is annotated as Cbp/p300-interacting transactivator, with Glu/Asp-rich carboxy-terminal domain, 1. The transcript has 2 exons. Gene Ontology annotation, molecular function: transcription coactivator activity. NCBI's taxonomy places the organism in Eukaryota, Metazoa, Chordata, Actinopteri, Kurtiformes, Apogonidae. Gene Ontology annotation, cellular component: nucleus. Gene Ontology annotation, biological process: regulation of DNA-templated transcription. The coding region runs from base 298 to 867 and encodes 189 amino acids. The record is from RefSeq and is a predicted model, not a curated record.